This is a messenger RNA of Orbicella faveolata, 2078 nucleotides long. Its product is annotated as kelch-like protein 24. The record is from RefSeq and is a predicted model, not a curated record. Gene Ontology annotation, molecular function: protein binding. NCBI's taxonomy places the organism in Eukaryota, Metazoa, Cnidaria, Anthozoa, Scleractinia, Merulinidae.
UUGAUCAUAGCAAGUUUGAAAUCGAAAGCGUCAAAUUUCCUGGAGAGUUCGCUGAAUGCUUCGAAUUGCUUGGCUUUAGAAUCCUUCGCUUCUCGGUAUAACUGCGAAUCACUAAAGCAUGCUGCAGUCGCCUUUAAAUUUGAAAAUUUUGUAGCUGUCGCGAAAUCCGAGGACUUCAAAACGCUUGAUAUAGAGAACAUCAAAGAACUGAUUUGCAAGGACGAGAUAAACGUGUCAGAUGAAGAGGAAGUAUACCAGGCAGUGAUUGCUUGGGUGAGACAUCAACUGCCAGCGAGGGAAUGUUUACUUCCCGAGCUAUUGAACUGUGUGAGGCUGUUUUCAAUGUCGAAGUACAGUCUACGAAAUAUUCUCGAUGAAGAGCUGGUCAAUAAGAACAACGCCUGCACAAGGAUUGUCGUCAAUGCACUGGAUUUCUUUCUGUUCCCAGACCGUUUUCAAAACAUGUCACUUAAACCUCGUUUGUCUUUGGACAAAUGCGAACAUGUGGUGAUACUCACUGGUGGGGCAUGUAAAUCUGGUAACAAGAGGGACACCCAGUGUUUUGUUCCCUCCACCUUAUCAUGGGUAUCCCUACCCAUGAUGCCAUAUCCUCACAGUCACCAUGGUGUUGCAGUGUGUGGUGGACUGCUGUAUACAUUGGGAGGGAACAACUCAGGGCGAAUGUGUUGUUUUAACCCAAAACGAAACAAAUGGAGCUCGCUGGGUAGAACAUUAAUAGCUAUAGACUGUUCAGUCACGUGUUUUCAUGAAGAGCUGUAUGUAAUUGGUGGAGAGGGUUCUUGGCAAGAUGUUCAGAUAUACAAUCCAGUUCUUGAUACAUGGAGACAAGGGGCAUCGAUGGAAGCCUGCCGUGCUGCCCAUUGUUCAGUUUUGCUGCAAGAACUUAUUUAUGUAUUUGCUGGUCACAAUGGCAACAUCUGUCUAAACAGUGCAGAGUGCUACAAUCCAUUAACUGAUCAAUGGACGAAGAUUUCAAGUAUGUCUAAAGUCCGAAGGUUUGCUGCUGCUGCAACAGUUUUUGAGAAAAUUGUUAUUGUUGGUGGAUUUGGUGACAUGACAGUUACAACCAUAGAACCUUCCUGUGAAAUGUUUGAACCUAGUACAAAACAAUGGAGCCUGGUGUCUAGUCCACUUAACCCUCGUGCUGCGCAUGGUGUUGUAAGUAUAGAUGGCAUUGUGUACUUGUUUGGAGGAGAAGAUGAGAAUACGCGCAAAGGUGCUGUGGAAUGUUUUGAUUUGAAAAAUAAUGAAUGGAAGACAGUUGGCUUCAUGCCAAAAACUGUGCAGGCCUCAUUCUUUGGAACAUCAUUGCUAAAAUUGCAAAAAGAGUUUAUUCACUAAUGACCAAAAAGCACACCCACCCACCCCAGGGAAUGGUUGGUGACUUCAAAUGUGACUACAAAAUCCUUCGUUACAUGGUCAUAUUUUGUAGGAAGAUACCACCUCAUUUAAUGUAAUUUGAUUAAUGGCAGCUGUACUAAUAUGCUAAUAAAUGCAGAAAGAGGACUGAAAAUUUAUCCAGCUAAAUGAUAAUCAUUAUUCAGGUGGAUCAGUUUAUUAUUAUAAAAAGAAAUAUGCCCUUCCAUAAUAACUUAGCAUUUAAAAAGAGAUUAAAAAUUACACCUCUUCAGUUUGUAUUGUACAGUUCAGAAAAUAUCCAUACCCGCCCCAUGGAAGGUCAAUGGAAAUUCAGAGGGAGUGGGGGAUCUCAAAAGCCCAAAAAUGUCAAGGAAAGUAUGGGGCUUAACUGGAAUAAUUUCCAUAAGGGUAUGGAGGGUGGUUAAUCCAGAGAGCCUUCCAUGUGGAAGGUACAAAUAUGUUCUGGAAAAACACAUUGAUUAGUUCUAAGCAGAAAAUAAAUGAUGCUAAAUGUGUGGACUUUUUAAUAAAACAUAUAUUUUCUAGCUAGAAAGUACAUUGUACAAAUUAAGCUAAUUUAUUUUUUAUCUCCCAAAAGAGUUAGAUUUGUCAACCUAGUUGAAACAGUAAUAUAUAGAUUUAGCCAGGCCUAAAAGUGGAGCUCCUGGGCCAGGUUGUUCAAAGCCCAAUUAAGCUAA